AUGGUGUUAAACUACCUAGCUGCGUGCGAAAUCAAGGACUCCUGGGGCCAAGUAUUUAACGACAUUAAUGUGGAUGGUCCAGAUUAUGUGUACUCCAUGGCACGCGCCUUCACAUUCUUAAGACUCAAGAUUGAAGAAUACCUAGAGCAAGUGAAAGAAGAACAAAAGGGGGAUCGUAUAAUAGACUUGACAUUCCUUGCACACGGUGAAGUCCAAGGUCCAAUGCUUCCUUGCGCUGCACAUUACCUAAGUGAUCGAGUAGAUUCUAUCACUUUGUACCAGCCUUGGGGCUGUGCUCUCCAUACGAGUGCUGCUUAUGGGAUAGCUACAGGGAAUAUUAGGCCCCAGAUGGUCAGUUACACAGGUGUUGUACUACCAGCCAAGCCAUCCGACUGGAACACCCUGCCGAAAGAUUACACGUACAUCCCGGAGGUGGUCUUCAAUCGCGUAAGUAGCACCGAAAGCGCCUGGCAAAUGUUGUUACACCUAUUCAAUGUGCUCAAAGGGAAAACUCGUGGACUUGUCAUACCUUAUUUCCAACCCCCAAAUGUUACAGAUCUUCAAGAGAUCCGUCUAUGGGUACUAAGCAAUGCCGUAGCCCUUUUGGGUUGGAUUUUGAACAAGCGAUUUAGAAUCCACAUUGCUGCGUGUCUUCUACCUAAUAAAAAAACCCCUCUGACCACAAAAAUCUACAAGACAAAUCCUUGGAAAACCGUUGACUGCCCUCAGUACUGCGUUGUGCCUAUCCACGGUGUUGAGGUCACCAUGAAGAUUCCAGAAUUUGAUGUCCCAGAAGACGUGCAGCAGGCGCUUGGCGUGCUUAAUACGUUACUUGGGACGCCAGAGUCUGAAAUUUGCCUUGAUGAACAAUAA
This is a messenger RNA of Porites evermanni, 873 nucleotides long. The record is from the annotation of a GenBank genome assembly. Lineage: Eukaryota; Metazoa; Cnidaria; Anthozoa; Scleractinia; Poritidae.